This is a messenger RNA of Exophiala aquamarina CBS 119918, 2949 nucleotides long. RefSeq lists its product as uncharacterized. NCBI's taxonomy places the organism in Eukaryota, Fungi, Ascomycota, Eurotiomycetes, Chaetothyriales, Herpotrichiellaceae. The transcript has a single exon. The record is from RefSeq and is a predicted model, not a curated record. The coding region runs from base 1 to 2949 and encodes 982 amino acids.
AUGAACUCCGCUUUCAACAUUGGGCCACGGCCAGUACUAGAGAUCUCGGAUGACGAUGAUUCUGAUGUCGAAUUUUCCACCCUGGCACCUGCGGUUUCUGAGUCUCACCAAUUCGGUGUCCGAGCCAGCCGUCACAGCGAGCCGAUCGACCUCACGUCUGACUCGGAUGGCGAUCUCACGUUCCUUGGUCGAUCCCGUCCUUCCCACGUUCCUCAGCCUCCCAAACGAAUCAGACUUGACCCUAUCGUUCAAGCCGGAGCCUCAGCCACUGCUCGCCCCAGAGUCACCCCGGGUUUACCUUCACACGAGCACUCGCUGCCUACCGUCAACAAUGGACUUCCACCAGCAAACAACUUUGACGACUUCUCCUUCCUUCACGAUGCGGGAAAUCGCACACUGGCCAUGCCAACCACUCUCAAUGCUAUAAAUACGGACCUCCCUCCUUUGCCAAACUUGCAGCAAAAACCGCCUAUCCGCAAGAAACUCAAAGUCCAGAAACCAGCCCCUUAUUUCUUUGAUCGUGACUUGGAGAUCACAAUGUAUCGAGGCCCUGGCUACGAGCGGUUCCAUGUUGCCUUAGGCACGAACAACGACCAUCAAAUCAUCUGCAACAAAUGGGAUGCCGCCCAGGAGAGAAGCCGAUUGAGAAAGGGUAUGAGACUGCUCCAUCCUCCACCUUUGACUCGUACUCAAAUCCAUGAUAUUGACUCCGACUCCGACUCUGAGUCCGGCAGCGACGAAACCACUGACAAUGAGAAACAGGGGGGCACCUAUUUUGACCAUCUGUGCCUCUCCGCCGUCCUCGAGGUUUUCCCAGAUGUUCAGCGUCAAUUCGUACUGGAAAAGAUCAUGAAAAGUCCAUGGAGAAAGAGCAAGGUCCGAAACAUUAUCACUCUGACCGAUUACGACUUAGUCAUCCCACAAACCAUCAUUUCCGAACUCCUUGAACUGAGUUCUUACCCAAAACAACCAAAGGCCACCAAGACCGAGGGUCUCCCGGGAGAUGGAACAGGGAAAACCAUCGCUUGGAAUAGAGACCUUCCGAAAGAUCCAAUGUACUUCAAGGAAGCCGUUAUUCUGCUUGCCAAAGUCUUCGAUCACACCCCAACUUAUUACAUUCAUAAGAUGGUUCAUGAGACAAAAUCAUUAUUCGAUACCUAUGUCCAUCUGGAUGAAAAGGAAAUCAAAUUUCACCACCUCAAUCCCCGCCCUUAUGCAAGAUUGAGAUUUCCCAGAGUGGUGAUAGAGAAGAAGUACCAACUCACACCUCGUGAACAGCGCAUUCACCACCAAUAUAUUCAACAAGUCAAUGAGUUGCAGGCUGCCAAGCAACAUUGUGCCAGAGAAGCCCACAAGAGUAGUAUUCAAAAGGCAAAGGAUGACGCCGAGGAAGUCAAUGCGCGGGAGCAAAAAGCCAUCGGUGCAAUCACUUCCUGUGGUUGCUGCUUCGAAGAAACCGUGCCACUUAACCGAACCGUCAUCUGCGAAGCAGAUCCUGCACAUUCUUUCUGUUUCACAUGUAUUUCUGGCCUUGCAGAGUCCCAGGUUGGCCUCAUGCAAUACGAAAUGAAAUGCAUGGAUGCUACAAUCUGCUCCGCUAACCUUUGUUGGUCGGCCAUUGCAAAAGCAAUCGACAUCAAAACUUUUGAUCGUCUCGAAUUCAACAGACAACAGGCAGAAAUCAUGGCUGCCGACCUUGAAGGCUUAGAACAAUGCCCCUUCUGUGACUUCAAGGCCAUCUGUGAUACCGUGGACGUUAAUCCCGUUUUCGCUUGCCAGAACCCUGAAUGUGAGGUGGUCUCUUGCCGCAAAUGUCACUUGGAGAACCAUCCACCAAAGACAUGCGAGGAACACCAAAAGGAGAACGAUCUCACUGCUCGCCAUCGAGUCGAAGAAGCCAGAUCUGAUGCUGUCAUGCGAACAUGCCCUAAAUGCAAAGUCAAGAUCAUCAAAGAAGAUGGCUGCAACAAGAUGAUUUGCGCCACCUGCAGAGCAUUCAUGUGUUACGAAUGCCAAGAAGAUCUCACCAAGCUUGGGCCAAAUGUCUACAACCAUUUUAACAAGCCCGGCGCCAAAUGCUCCCUUUAUGAUCGCGUAGGUGUCGAUCGCCAUGAGGUUGAGGCUGAUGACGCUGAGAGAGAAGCCAUCAGAAAAGCCAAAGAAGAAGAUUCCAGUGUUGACGAGACAAGACUUCAAGUAGAAACUGGUAAGCCAAAACCAACAGCGUUGGACCUGCACCCUGCUCGUGACAUGUUUGUGCGCCAUGCAAAUCAUCGCGACAACCAUUUGCGCAUCUUGCGUGACUUGCAGCAACAGAGACGAGAUCUUCUGCUCACGGAUCGAAAUCGCAGAGAAGCACGACGACAGAUAGAAACUCUCCAACACGGUAUUCCAGAUAGACUGAUGAUCCCAGCAUUUGACGUGCGAGUUGCAUUUAACCCACAUGACAUUGGACAUGGACACCAUUUUGCGCGUCGAAUGGCUGCUGUUGAACCUCCUACCAACAACACUCAACCACAUGAGUCGCCGGACAAAGAUAAGGACAAAGAUAAAGGCAAGGGCAAGGAGUCUGUUCUGCCGUUUGGCGCUGGCAAUGUCUAUCGACGCAUUCCCGGGGCGUUCCAUGCGCAGUCACGGAUGCCGAACGUCGACCACCCCCUGGUUCCCCCACAGCUUACCCAGCCAAAUCGUGCCUCUCCACCAUGGAACCGAAUCGAUCGCAGAUCACAAUAUCCGCAAUUUGGGCCCAUUUCUUGGGAUUUUUCUCCAAAUGGCAGCCUCGGUGCGUCAAACGAGUCUCCACAUACCCGACUUGCGCCUCCACCAUAUGCACCUCCCGAGUUCGCUUUGAAUCAAGCGCAAGAGACAUUUGGGUCCCCACCCAACUACGAUGCUGAGGAAGAUUAUGGUUUUCGAGAGAUCUUUGGGGGACGACCGCGUCCGACCUGA